CUGUUUGAUCCCCCUUUUCAGCCCCCAAAUUCAUUUCUCCAUUUCAUCAUUAUCAUCUUUUAACAAAAAUCAAACAAAAAAACAAAAAUGGAGAAUUACAAAAUGUCCGACAAGAGAAACCUGCGAGAUCAAAAACGGCGAGCAUUGGCCGAGAAAUACGAACUCCGCCAUAGACUCUACAAAGCAUUAUCAAAAGACACGGAGUUGCCAAUGGAAAUCCGCGAGAAAAACAGAAGCAAAUUGGCUGAUUUGCCGAGGAACAGUUCAUUUACACGUGUCAUGAAUCGGUGUAUUUAUACUGGGCGUGCUAAAGCUGUUUAUCAGAUGUUCCGAAUGUCUAGGAUUGUGUUUCGUGAUUUGGCUGGUAAAGGCAUUUUGCACGGAGUUAAAAAAGCUUCAUGGUAGU
Messenger RNA from Erigeron canadensis, 406 nucleotides. Its product is annotated as ribosomal protein S14, mitochondrial. The record is from RefSeq and is a predicted model, not a curated record. Gene Ontology annotation, biological process: translation. Gene Ontology annotation, cellular component: ribosome; small ribosomal subunit. Lineage: Eukaryota; Viridiplantae; Streptophyta; Magnoliopsida; Asterales; Asteraceae. Gene Ontology annotation, molecular function: structural constituent of ribosome. The transcript has a single exon. The coding region runs from base 88 to 405 and encodes 105 amino acids.